This is a messenger RNA of Hemicordylus capensis (graceful crag lizard), 7434 nucleotides long. It is a transcript of the gene PNPLA8, whose product is annotated as patatin like phospholipase domain containing 8. Gene Ontology annotation, cellular component: membrane. Gene Ontology annotation, biological process: arachidonate metabolic process. The transcript is spliced from 9 exons. The coding region runs from base 475 to 2847 and encodes 790 amino acids. The record is from RefSeq and is a predicted model, not a curated record. NCBI's taxonomy places the organism in Eukaryota, Metazoa, Chordata, Lepidosauria, Squamata, Cordylidae.
ACAGCGUCGUACUGCGCAGGCGCGUUGGAGCGUCUCGCCGGUGUUGUUCUUACUGGCCUGGACGAAUAGGCCCACCAGCCGCUGCGCCCGCCGACACCACCAAGGGUAGGCUUGCUCGGCUCACCCCUGCCCCCCAGGGCGGUGAAAACGCCUUAGAGCGGCGGGGUGGCGGCAGGCCUCUGGGAGGCCCGCUAGGACAACUCUGAUACUAGUUUCCAGUGAUUUCGUCACUCAGUAUAUUUUGAAGAGUGGUUUCUGGCUGAUUUCUGAACUUCCUGAGUUCAUCUCUUAGGCGAAAAUUAGGUUAGACACUCUUGGAAAAAUCCUUAUUUGUAAUCUGCCAAGUAUUUUCUAUUCAGCAAACUGAUAUUCUUACUUUUUCUUUCUGUUUCAGGUAACAUCAUAGUGAUGUUUCUUUUUAAAUAAGAUUUCUGAAGGGAAAUAAUUUAUGGAUGAUCUCGGUGUUUAUGAGUAAUGUCAGUUUGGUUGCCUUUAAAUACAUGUUUGUACUUAGUAAUUAGUACCAAAAGCCUUUGGCCUAAACAGAAAACCAGUCGACUGUUCUGUUUGUACAGACCUAAGCUUUUUUGGAGGAUAAACCAUGCUGUUCCUCUUAGAGUUUUACAUACAAGCAAACAACAUUGCAAAUGGACCAAAGGUAAAACACUGUGGCAUAGUAAGAACCUUUAUUACUGUGACUUUUUGUGUUACAGAAUUUCCAAACUUAGUACUUCUAAGGAAUUGACAAAAACAAGCAAUCGCAUGUCCCGAUUUAAGAACACUUUAGAAUCUGUCUCAAAAGCAGUGUCUGGAACCCACAGUGAAUUGAUUUCACGGAUAGCUCGACUAAAGCCCCAUUCUGGUCUUUUGAACAAAUCAGUUGAAAAUAAUGGUCAGGAAAACAACUUUCAUAUGAACCUAGAAAAACAAGUUGCAACCACCACAACUCAGGAAGGUUCUGGUGAUAGCUUAAAUGUAAAGAAGCCUUUGCCUGCAAGUGAAGACUUGGAUUCUGGUGUUGCUAAUCAAGGUUCUUUAAAAGAUCUUGCAGAUCUCAAAAACAAUCUCUUCCACGUUAGCUACUUUGCUACGAACUUUGGGGAAACGUUCAACUUUCUAGCCAAUCACAUCAACUGGUACUUUAGCACUGGUGCUAUGAAUCAAGAGAACAAAGGGAAUACUCUCCUGCCAAAACCACAAAAUCAGGUGGGGAAAACACUUGAUCCACCAGAAGAUGACAUAUUAAGUAAUGAAAACCGGAUGAAUGCUGCAUCUGCUUUAAUUUCUACAGCACAGUCUCCAGAUGCUGAAAAAGCAAAUGCCACUCCUGCAACUACUGGCAAAAAGAGCAUUACAAGUUUUCUUUCUUACCCUAGUAACAGUGUACAGGCCUUUGUGGAUAGCUAUAUUACUGGCUUGGUACCCAAGUUACGAUCUGAUACAAAAUCUACCUUGCAAGAAAAAGUGCAGGAACAUGAGGAGACUUUGAAAGAUGAUGAAGAGACUAAAAGUGCAGAAGAGAAAGAAAAGAGGUUGUCUCUUCAAAGGGAAAAGAUUAUUGCCAGAGUGAGUAUAGAUAACCGAACCCGGGCUUUAGCUCAAGCAUUACGAAGAUCAUCUAACAGAAGAGUCUGUAUCAACAGGGUUGAAGAAUUGAUGUACCAUCUUUUGGAAUUUCCAGAAAGUAGAGGAGUUGCUAUUAAGGAAAAAGCUAUUUCCUGCUUGUUGCGUCUAAGACAGGCAAAUGAUGAAGCUCUUCAGGCUGCUGUUAGGGAGGCUUUGGCAGUAAUUGGAUAUACAGACCCUGUGAAAGGGUGGGGUAUUCGAAUUCUCACCAUUGAUGGUGGGGGAACAAGGGGUUUAGUGGCACUUCAGACUCUGCGCAAACUUGAAGAGCUCACUGGGAAGCCUGUUCAUCAUCUCUUUGACUAUAUUUGUGGAGUGAGUACAGGUGCUAUAUUGGCAUUUAUGUUGGGACUAUUCCAUUUACCCCUGGAUGAGUGUGAAGACCUUUAUCUUAAAUUAGGAACUGAUGUAUUUAAGCAAAAUGUUAUUGUUGGGACAGUUAAAAUGGGCUGGAGCCAUGCAUUUUAUGACAGUGAAAUCUGGGAGAAGAUGCUUAAAGAAAGAAUGGGAUCAGAUGUUAUGAUUGAAACAGCAAGAAAUCCCAGAUGUCCUAAGGUGGCUGCAAUAAGCACCAUUGUAAGCAGAGGAACACCACUGAAAGCCUUUGUGUUUAGAAAUUACAAUCACUUCCCCGGAGUAAAGUCUCACUAUCUUGGAGGUUGCCAGUAUAAAUUGUGGCAAGCUAUUAGAGCAUCAUCUGCUGCACCAGGCUACUUCCAGGAAUACGCACUGGGCAGUGAUCUUCAUCAGGAUGGGGGACUGCUUUUAAAUAACCCUACAGCUUUAGCAGUGCAUGAGUGCAAGUGUCUUUGGCCAAAUGUGCCACUACAGUGUGUAAUAUCCCUAGGAACCGGCCGAUAUGAGAGUGAAGGGAAAACCAAUGUCACCUAUACAAGUCUGAAAGCGAAACUGACUAAUGUCAUCAGCAGUGCCACUGAUACUGAAGAAGUCCACACUAUGCUGGAUGCCCUUUUACCUCCAGAUACCUACUUCAGAUUUAAUCCUCUGAUGAAUGAAGAUAUAGCUCUGGAUGAAAGUCGCAAAGAAAAACUUAAUCAGUUGCAGUCAGAUGGCAUUCAAUAUUUAGAACGAAAUGAAGAAAAACUGAGGAAAUCUGCCAAAAUAUUAACACAGGAAAGAACAACUUUGCAGAGAUUUAAUGACUGGAUAAGAUUAAAAGCCGAUAUGUAUGAAGGCUUUCCAUUUCUUUCCAAAUUGUGAAUAUGUAAGCAUGAGAAGUCAUAGGUAUGAAGCUUGUUUCAGAAAUGUAUUCUGUACUAAAAGGGACCAGCACUUGUUAAUCACUAUGUAAUUACUUAUAAAUAGUUAUUCAAAGUCACGGAAUGAGCUGGAGAAAAAGCACUUUGGUUAGGGAUGGCACGCUACAAGCUUCUUUGGCUUGGAUCCAAAGAUGAUUGUGCAAACGGAAGGGAGAAGGUUACUAGCCCUUCCCUCGCUGCCUCUGCAGUCUUCAUUCCUGAAAUUUCCCCUAUUCUCUGGAGUCGGUUUCGGGGGUUGCUCAUCGGGGUAUUGGUAAUACAUACCACAUUGCAUGAAUGGAAGUACAUUCCACCCAUGCUGUGGAAUAUCGGGAUUCAUGUCUACCCUUACAAUUUCUUAAAGUAAGUUUUUGAGUUACUGGUUCUGAUCUUUCAGAAUCUACUAUAGUACUAAUUAAAGUAAAAUGCUGGUAUCAUUUGGCUUUUAAUCUGAUGUUUGUUAUCUAUCUGAAUGUGUGACAAUUAUGAAAGACAAACUUGUUAUCUUUUAGACACAGAUGCCAAAAUCAUGUUGUUCACAAAACUAUAAUGUGCUUAUGUUACUGAAUGUUUCUGAAGUUGGAAAAAGAACCAAACAAACUGGACAGGUUGCUCUACAAAGCCAACACAGCUAAAAUCAGUUUGGUUCCAUUAAAAUCAGUGGAACCAAAUGGUCUUACAUCUCUAUCAGUCUAAAUGGGUUUCAAAUUAGAUUGCAGUGUAUUAUAAACGAGCAGUAUGCUGUAGGUUUUUAACACUGCUAUUGAAUGUGAUACCUUUUGUUUAAUGACAAUGUAAAUUGUCUUUUGUGCAUGCAAACACAUUUUUAUAUUUUCAAAUAAUGUAACAUACUUUGUAUAAUGUGCAUUGAGUUUGCAUAUGUCAUCCAGUUCACUUUAUCCAAUUCAGUAUUUGAAUAGUGCAACUAAAUCUGCAGUUGUUAAUACCAACUUUUUAAAGAACUUUUCAUAAGUUCCACUUCAGAAUAAUUAAUUCCCUGUUUGAAAAUAUAAUCCUAAAACCUGCUGUAAACUCAUGUGUCUUGUAAGGAAGAAAAUAAAUUAAUUUAUCCUCAUAGUAUGACUUUCUAUAGUGAUGUAUGUAUUUUUAAGCCAAGUCUAGUAAUUAAAACAGACUUUCUGUUUGGCCUUUUGUUCCAUAUAUGAAUUGCUCAGAAGAUUAAUUCCAGUUUGUGUUGCUUCAUCAUAUGUUAUGAUUGGUGGAGUCCAGUAUAACUUGGGUACUAAUAAGGCAAAAAUACUGAUUGUAACCAAAGACAUUUAGUCCUAAGUCUCAUUGAAAUUAAUGAUUUUAAGUAGGUUGACAUUCAUAUGGGACUUUGACCAUUCUGAAUAUUCAGUAGUAAAGAAAUCAGUUAAAUGAAGAAAUAAGGCAUUGAUUUAUUUCCUUAUAUGAGAGAUGACCACUUUCUCCUCACCCUGAGGGUAAGGACUUGUCUAUUCUGCAUUUCCUGCACUUGGCUUCUAAACUGUCUUUAACUUCAUGUUACAGCUCUGUGCUUUGUUGUCCGUUUUGCACUAUGUCGUCUGUGUUUAAAGUACUAAUGCAUGCUAUAAGCUUAAUAUUCUUCCAUCUGAUAACAUAUCGCGGUGUGAAAAUGUUAUAUGUUGUUGGUUCAGACUUUUCACUUUUCUGUUUUGCUUUUACAAUAGAUUUUUGUCAUGCCUCUCUUCAUUGUCGUACCAUGACUCGAUCAGGAAAUCCUUUUCAUAGGGACCCAUUUUUAAUGAUUUAUUAAAUGUAUAUCCCUCUCUUCUAUUGGUGGCAAGCAGGGGGGAAGUGGCAAAUAGAAAAAAUAGUGAAAUACAAAUACAUACUUUAAAAAACAACUGCCACAUACAAAAAACCAAAACCUGACUUCAGAGCUUGUAGCAGCAUAAAUCCACAAAUCAAGCACUAAAGGUUUACCUGAAAAAAUCUGAUGGAAGAUGGCUAAUAAUGGGGCCAGGAGACAAUUCUUCAAUUUAUUUUAUUUAUUUUAACACAUUUUUAUACCACCUAUAACCAAGUCUCAGGAUGGUUCACAACUGGUUAAAAUAUCCAUUAAAUUUAAAAUCAACUGUUAAAAACAAUCAGCUAAAAGACUGAAUAGGUCUGUUUUCAGUGUUCUUUCUGAAGGCAUCUGAGAUGGUGCAGCUCUUACUUCAAUGGGAGUUUGUUCCAUAGCCUCAGGGCAACUACAGAAAAAGCUCAUUGCCAGCAGACAGACCAGUGGCAUUUGUAAACCAACUUCUUCGAUGUGGUCUCUGCCUUUUACACCAAUGGACUAUGCGCCUUCACAGAGACCUCGUCGGAACCUAACAAGCUCUAUUCUCCUGAUUUAGGCAGGAACCCUGUCCCCAGCCACUCCGCUACUCCACAUCCCUUCAGUCUUCGUCAUCCAUGUUUCAGUAUUGCUAUUGUUAACCACCCAGAGACGAAAGUUUGGGGCGGUGUACAAAUUUGAUAAUUAAAUAAAUAAAAUAGACAUCAUGGAAUCUUUGGCUCUACAACGAAUAGGACUGUGGCUUCCUUAAAUCCUCUUGUUUUUUCUCCUGUUUUCCCCUGUUUUAAAGCCUGUUGUUUUCUUUACUUUGUGCAGUAGCUUUUUUUCUUGACGAUUUUAUUCCUCCUCUCCUCCCCCCUGCCCCACUGUUUUCUCCCUGUUCAUUUGGCUCCAGUCCUGGCCAGGAUGGGGCUUUGUGGCCAGCUAGCUGAAAAUGCUGGGCACAAAAAAACUUUUUAAAAUGUGUUCAUUGUGGAUCUAGGAUUCCUUCCCCCAAUACUCAUACCAAGUGUCUGCUUUGUCUGAGGGAAUCCCACAUAGUCGAGACCUGCAUUCAUUGCCAAAGGUUCAUGAAGCAGGCUCGAAAGAAAAGGGCUUCUCGCUUGCACGCUGCCCUGUGGGAAUUUGCCCUCCGGUGAUCAGAGGCCUUAUCGUUGAAGCAGUCAUUUAAAAUGGCUUCUUUGAUACCAUCAGAGUGUUUGGACUCCGCUCCACUGGCGCUAGUACACCUGGCUUAGGUACCAAUACCAUCGGCAUCUGCUCUGGACCCGCCUGUGGUUCCGGCCCCUUCUGUGCCAUCAGACGAGUUGCCUAGGCCUAAUAUACCUUUGGUAGCAACUCCCUCUUCCAUCCCUUUGGUACCACCGAAGAAGAAGCUGGCGUAAGUCCCUCCUAUACCAGCAGGACAGCAUCUGCCUCCUAAUCCCAAGAAGAAACCCCUGUCAGCUUCUCCUUCGGAGGCGCCCUUGGUCAAGAAGUCAAAAUAGGUCUCCGCUGCACAGGGCUUGACAGUUGUUGAUCAGGUGUCAGAGAAUAUGCCGGCUGCGGUACUGAUUCCUUUGGUACCAAAGUCUACCAGCCCUUAUCCUCACACUAGUUCCCUGGUGGCUAGGAAGUCACUGAACCAGUUGCCUGACUGCACUUUUCCCAGUGGUGGACAGGAAAGCUUGAUAGCAGCCAGCAAAACGGGCUGUGCUUUGUUGGACUAUGGGCCUUAUUCACCUGACAGAGAUAAUGCAAAUUUGACGUGGCUGCCUAGACAUCAUUUGUCUCCCGUGCGCCGUGUGGAACAGUCCCUCUGUGGGGAUCGAAGGGCGCAUUGGGACUCAGAGGACCGCUCCUCUGAAUGUAGAUAUGGGAGAGACUGGGAUCGAUGUGGUCAAUCCUACUCUGGUCAAUACUGUGACUCUGUGCAGGGUUCCAUGCACCACGUAGAGAAAGAACCACCCUCCUGUGGAGAUUGGCGCCGAGAAGAUGGCGUGUAUAGCAAGUUUCCUUCUGAUUGCUACUCUGGUUAUCUGACUGUGGGAGGUCGUGGUAUGGAUUUAGUACCAAGAGGAAUUUGUGUGAUGAUGAAGACUAGACAAGAUUUACAUAGGGUCCCUUCACAUUCGGAAGGAAUGCUUCAUUCUCGUUCUCCUUGAUGGGAUCUAUGCAACUGCGCUAGUGGACAAAUUUCACUAUUGGGAGUUCCAGCUCAGUCUCCGGUGACGCAGCCUUCAUCAAUACCGACUACGACAGCAGAUGGGUCGGUGCCAUCCCCCUUGGAUAAGCCCUCAGAGGUUCCAGCCAUCCCUCUGGACUUGGUCCCAAAUCUGGGUGCACCUCCGGAGACAGAUAGUGAAGGGGGUGACCCUGACUCCAGAUUCGGACCUAUCCUUCACCGUUCAAAGGUCUGCAGAGUGGAGAAAAACAACUCCUCUGUUUGUUCUGUAUGAGGGACCUCGCAAGGGUUUGCAAGUUUCUUUGCAGCCGCUAUCUAGGUGGAUUGUUUCAACUAUUGAACUUUGCUAUAGCUUGGCAAAUAAACAAUUGCCUGGGACCAUUAAGGCACACUCAGGUCCAUUGUGGCCUUUCAUCAUGCAGUUGCAUUGGACGCUAUUUGUCAGGCGGCUACUUGGGCUUUACCCCAUUCCUUUAUUCGUCAUUAUGCCAUUGAUGCAAGAGCCAGAAUGAUAAGUUUGGCAGGACUGUCCUGCAGUCUGUCUUUUUUUUUUGGUUGAUGUCCUUUGUUUCUUUGAAAUAAAUACUUCUUGCAGAGUG